Effrenium voratum is the source of this 1564-nucleotide messenger RNA. Lineage: Eukaryota; Dinophyceae; Suessiales; Symbiodiniaceae. The record is from the annotation of a GenBank genome assembly.
GGUGAUCAAAGAGAAAGACUCGCAGAAGCUGAAGAUGUGCAAGACCGUGCCCAAGGCGCGGGUCCGAAGCGCCAGCAACGUGAUGGAGAAGUUGAGCGCGCUGCAGGAGCUGCAGCAUCCUCACAUCUCCAGCAUCACAGACCUCAUGGAGGACGAAAAGAACUACUACAUCAUCAGUGACCACUACAUGGGCGGUGACGUGCAGGAUUGGCUGGAGAGGAUGGAUGAGGGGAACUGGUUGCAGGAAGCCACCUGUGCGGCAUACGUGCGGCAGGCACUUUUGGCCUUGAGCCACAGUCACUCCGCGCAGGUCUUCCAUCGGGAUCUCAAGCCCAGCAACUUGUUGCUGACGACAAAGCUCCCAGAUGCCGUCAUCAAGGUGGUCGACUUUGGGAUUGCCAACAUCCUAGAUCCGGAUCAUUCGAUAAUUCAAUCCAACCCCAGCGAGUACACCGUGCCCGAGGCGAAGGGUGACCAGACCAAAGGCGGAGCUGCGGACAUGUGGAGUGUGGGCGCCAUCGCUCAUGCGCUGCUGGUGGGCCACUGUGCCAGCGUUUCCUCCAGGAGAGGCUGGGGCUUCUCCAGGCAAGAGGAUGAAGGCUGGAGCGAGCGCAGCCCCAUGGCAAGGGACUUCGUGCUGCGGCUUCUGAGGCCAGCCUGUGAGCGGCCCACGGCCGCCAAAGCGCUCCACCACCCAUGGAUCAAGGGGAUCACGCCCAUCAACACCAUCAGCGCAAACCAGAGCAACACCAAAGAAGCGAGGGAGCUCCGAUACAAGAUGCUCUGCUACUCGCUCAGCGUCAUCCUCCUGCCGGCCAUAGUGCCUCACCGCGACUUCGACCAGCUCCGUGUGGCCUUUCAGCAGAGCGACAUCGACCGAGACGGCUACAUUCCGAGAGCCAUCGGAUUGAGGCUCCUCCUGAGCCGGUGCAGCCUGAAUGAGGCAGUGGUGCCGGCGCUGAACAUCGUCGACCUGGGCCGCACAGAUACGUGCGACCUCGCGGGCAUCGCCACCGCGGACUUGAUCGCGAGGGAGUUCUUUGCUGCAGGCCCCACAUCAGCACCGCUCGUGGGCCCCUUCGGGGCCACGGACUUGGCGCCCCGGUUGCUGAAGCGCUUCUUCGAGGUCUUUGCGGAGAAGCGGAACGGCGUGGCCGUUGCGGCUGUGAACGUUUCAGCCAUCAGGGGCAAGCUGAGAACGGCGACGGCGAAGGACGUGGAGAUCUAUGGCAACGUCCACUACGAUGAGCUGCUGUCGUGUCUUCCAGAGGACACAGCCAUUGACAGUCAGCUCCUCACUACGCAGCUCUCUGCGAGUGCUGGGCGUGGCACGCCCUUGGGCACGGACCAGGACCUGUCCCCGCUGCGGGCGGAGUCCCCCUGGGAGUUGUCAGCACUCAUGGACCUCUUCGGCAUUUUCUACACAUGUAGUUCGUCCAAACGCGAUGAAUCACCUGGCUCGAUCCGCAUGUAUUGAGGCAGUUGGAGCGACCCAAAUAAGCCGUCGCUUCCAAAUUCGGUGCACGUGGGGCGGAAGGACGUUGAUCCGUCGAUGCAAGAGUUG